AUGAAGGCUUCCUCCGUGGGCCAGCAAGUGGAUGACGAGUUCAAUAUCUAUAGACGCACAGAGCAAUCAUCAACUAUCCAUCCCGAUUGCGACUUCAUAAGAACAUUACUUGAUAUAUUUUACAUCAACGGACCUCACGACAAGCAUCGAUGCCUUGUGCAUCUCCCGUUAUGGGAGAGCGGUUUAGCCUUCUUCGGCCGCAACUCAGUAAAGAGGCUACCCUCAAGGAUUAUUGUAGUCCAUUGGAUUAUCUUCAUACAGAGUGCCAGAUCACACACACUGGAUGAUUCAUUUUUCACUGACUUUGCGGAGUUCGAGCUUCAACACCCCGUUCUGGGAAAGGCGACGGACACAGGCGGAAGAACAAUCCAUAUGUCCAGACGUCGGGGACCCAGUCCUUUGCGAUUUCGGUUCGGUCAUGUUUGGCAGUCAGUACCACACAGAAUCUGUUCUGCACAGGUUCUAUCGAGCACCGGACCUGGUUUUAGGAGUUACAUGGACAUAAAGCGCCGAUAUAUGAAAUGUGAGGUGCAUGGCAAGAUAAGCAGCCUAAUUAUGAUUUGGGAUAUAUACGAAAGCGGUUCCUUCUUUACGGGCCAAGACCCCGAAUUCAAGACAUACUGGAGUCGAGCACAUCUUGCCGAGAUGAUCAAUCUUCGUAGUCCCCCGCCUUCCAGCUUUCUGACCCAAGAGGAGCUAAGAGAGAGAAUCUUUCCAGAUGAAGGCAAGCAAAUGACUUUGGAUGGUUUCCUCACUCCAGAUUUGUUGACGGAUCGGGUUUUGCUUGAGGAAAGGAAAAUCAUUCUCGAGGGGACAAUGGAGAGAGAAUCUCCUUUACGCUUCAUGCGUAAGAUAUUGCAGUGGGAAUCCAGCAAGCGUAGCUCCGCCAAGGAGCUAUCGGAGGAUGAAUGA
Penicillium nucicola is the source of this 912-nucleotide messenger RNA. RefSeq names its product kinase-like protein. Bases 1 to 912 code for a protein of 303 amino acids. The transcript has 6 exons. Lineage: Eukaryota; Fungi; Ascomycota; Eurotiomycetes; Eurotiales; Aspergillaceae. The record is from RefSeq and is a predicted model, not a curated record.